Molecule: messenger RNA, 1397 nt
Organism: Ctenopharyngodon idella (grass carp)
Lineage: Eukaryota; Metazoa; Chordata; Actinopteri; Cypriniformes; Xenocyprididae
Product: butyrophilin-like protein 2
Exons: 4
Coding region: 510-1382 (290 amino acids)
Biological process (GO): negative regulation of T cell proliferation; cell surface receptor signaling pathway; T cell costimulation
Cellular component (GO): external side of plasma membrane
Source: RefSeq, a predicted model, not a curated record
AAAAAGUCUGAGUUGAAUAAAAAGCUUUCAAAACUGAUUUUUUUUGUUAUAAUCCUUAUUUCAUAAUGUUACAUCUCACCCCAGAUCUGUUACAACUAAGCCGGACUAUGGGGUGAAUUGUAACAUUUCACUCUCUGUGUUUGAAACUAAACCACACAUUUUCUGUUUGUGCUGCAAAGAUAACAAGCUAUGUCAUUUAAUAGCUGACACCUGUAACUAGUUUUAAUCACAUUUUGAACACACUGGCUUAAAAGAACUCCAAGAUACAGACAGAAAUGUCAAAAAUGUUACAACCAUCCCCAGACUCCCGUAUAGGCAUCAUGAAAGGGAAUAAGAAUGAGGAAAAAAAAAAAAACCUGUUUUGAUUAAAACUGGUUGAUCUGGAUCUGUUAAAGCAGCAGUAGCUUCCUGAUGAAAGCAGAUAGUAAAUGUGAAAACGUUUACUUCAACUUGUUUACAACUGUUCAUUGAUAAUACAGAGAGAAGAUCGUCAUAUUUUUUAUGUAAAUAUGUUUAUGAACCUUCUUAUGUUCACUUUAAUAGCUGAAGUCCUGAGGAUGUGUGACGGGUUGGUUGUACGCGGUCCCUCUGGUCCUCUGGUUGUUCCUCUGGGCUCUUCAGUGGUUUUGCCCUGUUAUGUUGAUGAACUCUUACUAAUGGAGGGUCUGAAGGUGGAAUGGAGAAGAACAGACUCAGAGACUCUGGUUCAUCUGUAUCAAGAUGGAGAGAGUCAAGCAGAGGCCCAGCAGCAGGAGUAUCAUGAUAGAGCUCAUUUCUUUACUGAUCAGAUUCAACAUGGAAACUUCUCCCUCUGUCUGGACAAUCUGAGAGCUGAAGAUGAGGGAAAAUACACAUGUAGAGUUUACAGUCAGCAGGAAUCUGGAGAGACUGUGGUUCAAAUAAAAGAUGUUGAGCGUUUGCUAGUAUCAGGCUCAGAUGAGUCCAUAUCUGUGUCUGUGGGUGAAGACGUCACUCUGAACUGCUCUGUAGACUCUCACAUCACACCUGAACACAUUGAAGAGGUUAAAUGGAUAAAAACAGAUGAAGAUAUUCUGGUUCUGCUCUACGAAAACAAUAAGACUUUAUCAGAUUUAUCAGAUGAGCAAUACAGAGACAGAGUUGAGUUCUUCACUGAUGAAAUCCCCAAAGGAAACUUCUCUCUCAGACUGAAGAGUGUCAGAACUGAGGAUAAAGGAGUUUACAUGUGUCAAGUGUUUGCUGAAGGACUUUCAGCCAAUGCAGCUGUAGUACUGGAGAGACUGGGUUUCUCUGUUUCACACAUAAUGGUGUUGAUUCUCUGUGUUUCUGCAUCUGGAUCUGCACUUCUGCUCUGCUUCAUAAUCUACUGCAGAGCAUAUAACGAAGGUCUUUCAUGCCUAUAGAUGUCCAAAACAUUU